Molecule: messenger RNA, 1479 nt
Organism: Cyphellophora attinorum
Lineage: Eukaryota; Fungi; Ascomycota; Eurotiomycetes; Chaetothyriales; Cyphellophoraceae
Product: Retinal dehydrogenase 2
Exons: 2
Coding region: 1-1479 (492 amino acids)
Molecular function (GO): aldehyde dehydrogenase (NAD+) activity
Source: RefSeq, a predicted model, not a curated record
AUGGGAAGUGUACAAGCGCCCAAGACGCUCGAUCCCAAAGGCUUCAGUCGCCUUUACAUCAACGGCGAAUAUGUCAAGUCGUCUUCAGAUCGAUACCUGACACUCAAGAAUCCGAAAGACAACAGCCUCGUAUCGGAAAAUGUCCCCAUCGCCAACGAGCACGAUGUCGAUCUUGCCGUCAAGCAUGCUGAAGCAGCCUUUUGUGGGCCAUGGAGCAAGAUGACAGCGCUCGCCAGAUCUGGCUGUCUCCUGAAACUGGCCGACUUGCUGCAGGACCAUCUGCUUGCGAUCCUGACUCUCGACUCUUUGACCUCCGGCAACCCUGUGUCACUCAUUCCGACCCGGGAGACGACGUACAUUCGGAAUUGUCUUUUGUACUACUCAGGGUGGACGGACAAGCUCAAAGGAGAUUAUUUUCCCGCCGACGAUGGAUUUGUCAAGCUCGUUCGCCAGGAGCCUUUGGGUGUUUGUGCAGCCAUCAACCCGUUCAACGCGCCCGUGGCAACCCUGAUAUUAAAAGCAGCUCCGUGCCUGGCAACCGGCAAUGUCUUGAUCGUCAAGCCGUCGGAGAAGACUCCACUCGGUUCUCUCGCCAUGGGCGCAAUGUUCGAGAAAGCCGGGUUCCCUCCCGGGGUGAUUCAGGUGUUGUCCGGCGACGGCAGUACCGGAGCCCUGCUCGCCAAGCACAUGAAGAUUCGAAAGAUCAGCUUCACCGGAAGCGUGUCUACGGGCAAGGCCAUCCAGGUGGCGGCGGCACAGAGCAAUCUGAAAAGAGUAACGCUGGAGCUGGGAGGGAAGAGCCCUGCGAUCAUUUUCGAAGACGCCAACAUCGAAAAUGCCUUGACCUGGACCGUGGGUGCUAUCCUUGCGCGAUCGGGUCAAGUAUGCGUCUCAGCGACUCGCGUCUAUGUUCAGGAAUCGGUGGCUGAGGAAUUUAUAGCGGAAUACACCAAAAGGAUCGCUGCUGCUGCCAAUGAUCUCGGUGAUCCACAGGAUGCGUCAGUCAAGCUCGGUCCAUUGGUUGACGAGACUCAGUUCAGAAGGGUCAGAGCAAUCGUCGAACGUGGAAAGACAGAAGCGACUCUUCUCGUAGGUGGCACGCGGCAUGGCGAGACUGGUUGCUACAUAGAGCCGGCGGUUUUCAUUAACCCGGACAUUGACGCCGAAGUUUAUAAGAACGAAAUCUUCGGCCCUGUCGCAGUGAUCAAGACCUUCCGGGACGAGGACGACGUACUGCGGCUGGCCAACGACACAGAGUUUGGCUUGAUGUCGGGCGUUUUCACAAAGGACAUCUCUAGGGCAUUGCGGGUAUCGUCUCUGUUGGACACUGGUGUGGUGGGUGUGAACUGCGUCUCAUAUAUGAACAUGCAAGCUCCAUUUGGCGGCCGUAAACAAUCGGGUAUAGGACGCGAGUUCGGCGAAUACGCCCUUCGAGCCUACACUGAGCCAAAGACUGUUCUGAUCAACAUGAAUGCCUGA